Messenger RNA from Lolium perenne, 1144 nucleotides. The record is from RefSeq and is a predicted model, not a curated record. Lineage: Eukaryota; Viridiplantae; Streptophyta; Magnoliopsida; Poales; Poaceae.
CAAGGUCCGUGGAAACUCGCCUCUCAAAUGCUGCGUGCUCACUUCAUUUUCCGGCGACAAGGAUGCCGAGCUGUGGGUCAAGUACGCACUGACGUGCCAAGUUAAGUGCCUCAAGGUCACAUCUGAUUACCUUGGUCUACCCGUGCGCUAUGACGAUGCGCCUUUCAUCUCCCAGCACUUGAAGAUCCUAAACUUUUUUAAUGCCAAGUUCCAAGGCUCCUCACUUGAUUUCUCCAACUGCCCGGCACUACAUAAUCUAAAGAUGGGUCAUUGUUUCAUCCAUGCAUCUACCAUAUCUUCCGAAUCGCUAAAACAUCUCUGCAUCACUACUUUCUCUAAGUUUCCUCGGGAUUCCCAUGUUCGCAUCGUUGCCCCCAAUCUGAUCACACUGCAACUUGACGGUUUUGAGGGUCUCACCCCCUCCCUUGGGCACAUGCAAUCUCUGAUAGAGGCAUAUGUUGGUCUUUCCUCUGAUUGCGGCGAUUUCUGUAGCAUCAACGGACAGGGCUGUGAAGAUCAGCAUUGUGCUUGUCAUGCUUAUCCUGCGGGUGAGGGUGUGCUUCUAAAUGGAUUGUCCAGUGCUGCCAGUCUGGAGUUGAUAGGCAACACUAAAACGUUUAUCUACAGAUGGGAUUUAAAAUGGUGCCCCAUAUUUGAAAAAUUGAAGACUCUGUUACUCAAUGAGUGGUUUAGGGCUAUUGAUCUAGUUUGCAUUCUGCAACACUCUCCAAUUCUUGAGAUGCUCACUCUUCAGCUUGGUAACACUGAGAACCUCGUAGGAGCAACGGGGGCCGAAGAAUCAAUGGAACAAUCAUUUGUGUGUGCCCACCUUAACGCUGCCGAAGACGUAUCUGUCGACAGAGCAAUCGACACUUUCAGCGAUGGCUUUCAGCGGGAGAGCUGCAUAGAAGAACUUGGGCCGCUCGCGGCUGUGCUGGUGAUGACGUGGAAGAUGGCGGAUCGGUAUUGCCUUAUGGUAUUUCGCGGGAAUUCAGGAGCGGCGGAGAACCGGGCCGAGAGGGCAAAGACGGAGAUGACAGUAGCGCCAGAUGGGCGGGUGAUCGCGACCGCAGAUGCGUGGAAUCGAAGUUCUACCCCGCUGGGCAUGGAUCAUCUGAGAAAUCCUCCACAACCUGUGCCGUGA